Mus caroli (Ryukyu mouse) is the source of this 3493-nucleotide messenger RNA. RefSeq lists its product as uncharacterized. Gene Ontology annotation, molecular function: DNA-binding transcription factor activity, RNA polymerase II-specific; RNA polymerase II transcription regulatory region sequence-specific DNA binding. Gene Ontology annotation, cellular component: nucleus. NCBI's taxonomy places the organism in Eukaryota, Metazoa, Chordata, Mammalia, Rodentia, Muridae. Gene Ontology annotation, biological process: regulation of transcription by RNA polymerase II. The record is from RefSeq and is a predicted model, not a curated record.
CUGUCAGCAUCAAAUUUCCAUAUUCUUUCGUCAAAGGUCGCUUCUUCUCAAAUUUGUGCAGUAGUCCUGUUGAGCGCUGCAUUUGGAUAUCUGACAUGGAGAAUAUGCUGUCAUUCUGGGAUGUGGUAAUAUAUUUCUCUGCAGAGGAGAGGGAAUACCUGGGUCCUCCUCAGUGGACAUUGUACAGGGAUGUGAUGUUGGAGAAUUACAACAACCUUGUGUUUCUAGGUCUUGCUUCCUCUAAGCCAUACCUGGUCAGAUUUCUGGAGCAAAUACAAGAGCCUCUAGAUGUGAAGAGUCAAGUGGCCAUCUCUAUGUACUCAGGGGGAAAUAGCUCUACAUGCAAAGAAGUUUCUGAGAGGGAAAAAGUAUUUGGAAAUCAGCAGAUAAUUCAUUUAGGUUUGAAGCCAUAUACUUGUGAAGAGGUUGGCAAGUCCUUUUGUUUUUCAUCAUUACUUUCUGAACACAAAAGAAUCCAUACAGGAGAAAAACCCUACAAGUAUGAAACAUGUAGCAAGGUCUUCCAUGUUCCAUCAAAACUUUCUCAACACAAGAUAAUUCGCACAGGAGAAAAACCCUACAACUGUGAAGUAUGUGCCAAGGCCUUCAAAUAUCCAUCAAGACUUUCAAAACAUAAGAUAAUUCAUAAAGGGGAGAAGCCAUACAAGUGUAAAGUAUGUGGAAAGGCCUUCUUCUCUCCAUCAUCUAUUUGUCAACACGAGAGAAUUCAUACAGGAGAGUUACCCUGCAAGUGUGAUGUAUGUGGCAAGGCUUUCCAAUAUCCAUCAUUACUUUCAAAACACAAGAUAAUUCAUACAGAACAAAAACCCUACAAGUGUGAAGUAUGUGGAAAUUUCCUCCGCUCUCGAUCAUCACUUCAUGAACACAAGAGAAUGCAUGCAGGAGAGAAACCCUACAAGUGUGAAGUAUGUGGCAAGGCCUUUGAAUAUCCAUCAAGACUUUCAAAACAUAAGAAUAUUCAUACAGGAGAGACACCAUACAAGUGUAAAGUAUGUGGAAAGGCUUUCCGCUCUCCAUCAUCACUUCGUGUACACAAGGGAAUUCAUAGAGAAGAGAAACCCUACAAGUGUGAAGUAUGUGGCAAGGCCUUCCGUUAUUCAUCAGUACUUUCUGACCAUAAGAAUAUUCAUACAGGAGAGACACCAUACAAGUGUAAAGUGUGUGGAAAGGCCUUUCGCUCUCCAUCAUCACUUCGUGUACACAAAGGAACUCAUAGAGGAGGAAAACCCUACAAGUGUGAAGUAUGUGGCAAGGCCUUCCAUUAUCCAUCAAUACUUUCCAACCAUAAGAAUAUACAUACAGGAGAGACACCAUACAAGUGUAAAGUGUGUGGAAAGGCCUUCCACUCUCCAUCAUCACUUAUUCUACACAAAGGAACUCAUAAAGAAGACAAACCCUAUAAGUGUGAAGUGUGUGGCAAGGCCUUCCGUUAUCCAUCAAUACUUUCCAACCAUAAGAAAAUUCAUAGAGAACAAAAACCCUCCAAGUGUAAAGUAGGUAGAAAGGUCUUCUGGUCUCCAUCAUCACUUCCUGAGCAGAAAAGAAUUCAUACAAGAGAGAAACCCUACAACUGUGAAAUAUGUGGCAAGGCCUUCAAAUAUCCAUCAAGACUUUUAAAACAUAAGAUAAUUCAUACAAGAGAGAAACAAUACAAGUGUAAAGUGUGUGGAAAUGCCUUCUGCUCUUCAUCUUCACUUUGGCAACACAAGAGAAUUCAUACAGGAGAGUUACCCUGCAAGUGUGAUGUAUGUGGCAAGACCUUCCGCUUUCCAUCAUUACUUUUAAAACACAAGAUAAGUCAUACAGACCAAAAACCCUACAAGUGUAAAAUAUGUGGAAAUUUCCUCCGCUCUCAAUCAUCACUUCAUGAACACAAGAGAAUGCAUGCAGGGGAGAAACCCUACAAGUGUGAAAUAUGUGGCAAGGCCUUUGAAUAUCCAUCAAGACUUUCAAAACAUAAUAAUAUACAUACAGGAGAGACACCAUACAAGUGUAAAGUAUGUGGAAAGGCUUUUCGCUCUCCAUCAUCACUUCGUGUACACAAGGGAAUUCAUAGAGAAGAUAAACCCUUCAAGUGUGAAGUAUGUGGCAAGGCCUUCCGUUAUUCAUCAGUACUUUCAGACCAUAAGAAUAUUCAUACAGGAGAGACACCAUACAAGUGUAAAGUGUGUGGAAAGGCCUUCCGCACUACAUCAUCACUUCAUAUACACAAGGGAAUACAUAGAGAAGACAACCCCUAAAAGUGUGAAGUAUGUAGCAUGGCCUUACAUAAUCCAUCAGUACUUUCAGACCAUAAGAAAAUUCAUACAAGAGAGAAACCAUAAAAGUGUGAAGUAUGUGGCAGGCUUUCCAGUAUUCACCAUUACUUUCUAAACACAAGAUGAUUCAUACAGAAGAGACUCCCUACAAGUGUGAAGUAUGUGGCAAGGUCUUUACAUAUCAAAAUGCUCAACAAAUUUAGGGGUCAUCAAAGAAUUCAUUCUGGAAAGAAACCAUACAAAUGUAAAAAAUGUGACAAAUACUUUUUAAUUCCAUGGCAUAGUCUGAACACAGAAUAAUUCCUAUUGGAGAUAAACACUACGCAUGUGAAGAAUGUGGCAAACACUGUAUUACUGGUCUUUGGGUCUUAAGCAACAUCAAAGAAUUCAUCUAUGAGAGAAACCACACAGUGUGAAGAAUGUGCUAAGGUCUUUUGGACUUACAGAAACCUUGGGGAAAACCUCAUAAUUCAUACUAGACUGAAAUGUCACAAGUGUGAAAAAUAUUGCAAACCCUUUAAUAAGCAUUCUUAUAUUUCUGAAAACAAGGUAGCUUGAACUAGAGUGAAAUAGUACAAAUGUUAAAAUGUUCAAAAAAAACUUCUUCAAACCUAAAAAUUGUCAAAAGCUUCAUGCUGAACCGAAGCCCUAUAAGUUUUGGGAAUGUGGUAAAGGCUUUGGAAUCAUUCAUAAAACCAUGCCAAAAUUGGAGCUGUCAGAUUGUGUGUUUGUCCCUCUGGAUUUGGGGCUGAUUCUUUCUUACUGUCUUUUUGUUUCUUCUGUUUUAGAAUUGAAACCCUUGUUCUAUACCAGUAUGUAAAAAGAAGUCACUUGUUCUUAUGUUGUAGAAGCUCACAGUCAAGAGAUUUCCUUGAGUCUCAUUUGACACAUGGGCUGUGGUCUUUCAUAGUGUUGUAAUUGUUAAAUCCUUUGUGGACCUUUCAAGUUGUAGGCUGUUUGACUUCUGAGGUGGGGCUAAGGUUGGGGAAAGGGAAGGAAUGUUAUGAUUUAAAGCUUUGUGGCUAGAGCUAGCAUGUUGACUUUGGUAACAAACUGAAUUUCCUAUAAGCCCCACAUGCAUGUUAGUAUUCCCAGUACUCACAAAGUAGAAGUAAUUACCUCUGAAGGUUUUCCUCUGACCUCCAUGAAUAGGCUCCCACACAAACAUAAAUUUGUGUGCCCAGAAAUAAAUAAACAUAAAUUAUGCUUUUGAA